Molecule: messenger RNA, 2361 nt
Organism: Populus euphratica (Euphrates poplar)
Lineage: Eukaryota; Viridiplantae; Streptophyta; Magnoliopsida; Malpighiales; Salicaceae
Product: Exostosin family protein
Exons: 5
Coding region: 476-2092 (538 amino acids)
Molecular function (GO): glycosyltransferase activity
Source: RefSeq, a predicted model, not a curated record
UUGGAAAAGAAAACUCUAAAGAAAAGAUAGGAUUGAGUAAAGGCAUUUCAUGGCGCAACGGUCAGUCCGUUUACCGGGUCCGUUGCAAACGCAAUGCUUUCCCUUCUUUCCCUCCACAGUCAAAUUCACUUUUCUCCUUUCCUUCCUUCCCUCCUUCAUCACUAAACCUUUUCAUAUCUCAUCAUUUCCUUCCAAUUUCGCAAGGUACUUUCAAUUCCCAUUCUCAUCCUCUUCCUCCAAUCUCUGUUCCAAUACCAGAAGCUGGCCUUUUUGGAGUUUUAGAUUUGAAGGGUAUAAUUUGCAAGAUAAAACCAAGAUUCUGCUUUUUUUCACGCGCUGCCGAUGGUUUUAAUGUUGUUUUGGCCUCCCCAGCAACCGAAUCUGUGAAAUCUCUGAAUCUUCAAUCCCAAAGGACUAGAUUGAUGUGCUCAUCCUUUAUAUGAAGGAGUUUUUUGAUACUGUUAUCACUACUUAGAUGAUUGGGAACAGAGAACUUUUUGGAGUUGUUCUGAUGAGAGAAUUAUUAUGGCGUUGUGCUUGGAAAAAAGUUGAUUGGAGAAAACUGCUGUUCCUUGGUGUGGUCAUGACAAUAGUUGGAGUUUUGGUUCCCGCAUAUACAUUUCCUCAUACAGUGAAUAUGUGGUUCCUUUCUCCACCUCUAGCUGUUUCAUCGUACGUAUCCUUGAAUGGUAGUAUGCAGUUAAGAGAGGCUCCUACUGAAGCAAGGGUUCAAAAAUUUCCUCCUGUUUCUGCUGCUUCAGUUCUUUCUCCGAAUACCACAGUGCCAUCUAAAAAUAAAAGUGCCAAAGUCUCUCGGACGAGAAACUCUGUAUUAAAAAGGAGAAAGAAGAAGAGCAAGGAAAAUGAUGAGUCAAAGAUUGUUCUUCCUCCUCCUCGUAGUCCCAUACCUCCCCAUAUGCAGAGAUUCAUUUGGUCCUUGUCACCGAAUGAUGCACUUAUAUAUGCCAAAAGGGAGAUUGAGCAUGCCCCAGUGGUUAUUGACGAUCCUUAUCUGAGUGCCCCUAUAUUCCGCAACAUUUCUGUUUUUAAGAGGAGCUACGAGUUGAUGGAAACGAUACUUAAAGUUUUCAUCUACCCAGAUGGAGAUAAGCCCAUCUUUCAUCAACCGCAUCUCUAUGGAAUCUAUGCUUCUGAAGGAUGGUUUAUGAAGUUUAUGGAGGCAAGCAGGGAGUUUGUCUCGAGAGAUCCAGAAAAGGCUCAUCUAUUUUAUCUUCCUUACAGUGCACGCCAGCUGGAGGUAGCGGUUUACGUGCCUAAUUCACAUAACCUGAGACCAUUGUCAAUCUUCAUGCGAGACUAUGCAAACAUGAUUGCUGCAAAGUAUCCAUAUUGGAACCGCACACAUGGAAGGGACCAUUUUCUUGUUGCAUGCCAUGACUGGGGACCUUACACAUUGACUAUGCACGGGGAACUAACCAAAAACACCAUGAAGGCUUUAUGCAAUGCAGAUGUGUCUGAAGGUAUUUUUACUGCUGGCCAGGACGUAUCCCUGCCUGAAACUACCAUAAGGAGUCCCAAGAGACCACUUAGAAAUGUCGGUGGUGGUGUAAGAGUAUCACAGCGUCCAAUCCUUGCCUUCUUCGCUGGAAAUAUGCAUGGAAGGGUCCGACCGACACUCCUGAAGUACUGGCACAACAAAGAUGAUGACAUGAAAAUAUAUGGGCCGCUACCCAUUGGUAUAUCUCGAAAGAUGACUUAUGUUCAACAUAUGAAAUCUAGCAAGUACUGUAUAUGUCCAAUGGGCUAUGAAGUUAACAGCCCUCGGAUCGUUGAGGCCAUUUAUUACGAGUGUGUUCCAGUCAUCAUUGCAGAUAAUUUUGUUCUUCCUUUCAAUGAAGUUUUGGAUUGGAGUGCUUUCUCUGUUGUUGUAGCAGAGAAGGAUAUCCCGAAGCUGAAGGAGAUUCUUUUGGCUAUCCCACUGAGAAGAUAUCUUACAAUGCUAGCUAAUCUGAAGACGGUGCAAAAGCAUUUUCUUUGGAACCCAAGACCACUCAGGUACGAUUUGUUCCACAUGAUUCUGCAUUCCAUUUGGUUUAGCAGGUUGAACCAUGUUCAAAUCCCUCAAUCGUAGCUACUCCUUUUGGUGUGCAAUACUUCGGCAAAGUACAGCCAAGUAUUGAUGAUGAGCCCAAAAGAGUAGACAUUCCACAUGGCCAGUAUCAAUUCUGUAAAACUGCUGUGGUCCCUGGAAAUGGCUUGAUGUCAAUCAUGUACUCUCAACUGAAGAGGCAGAAAUGAAUAUUUUAUGGGAAGAAAGCCAAGGACGUAUGAAAAUUCAUGACACAGGCAUGUACAGUAUGAUUUACAGAUUGCAUUAUCUUUAGCCAUAAAUCAGCUAUA